Linum trigynum is the source of this 285-nucleotide messenger RNA. The record is from the annotation of a GenBank genome assembly. NCBI's taxonomy places the organism in Eukaryota, Viridiplantae, Streptophyta, Magnoliopsida, Malpighiales, Linaceae.
AUGCAACAAUCCUUCUUCCUCCAGCCAAGUAGUCGCCGUCUCUGUCUAAUUGUGAUCUCGCGCCCUGAGAAACGACGGCGAUGUUGUGGGGAGAUCGACGGCGACGCUCGAGAUCGAUCAUCACUAUUCCAAUCUCCUUCCCCUGUUUUUCCUCCCGGCACCACCCUCUGCCCAGCCACUGAACCCGAGGCAAGAAGAACGGACUGUGGCGGCGAUUUCGUAUCUCCUACUUGCCCAGCCACCGAGCUCUGCUUUCAGAACAAUGACGAUGAUUUUCUUGUAUGA